Alternaria arborescens is the source of this 567-nucleotide messenger RNA. RefSeq lists its product as hypothetical. The record is from RefSeq and is a predicted model, not a curated record. NCBI's taxonomy places the organism in Eukaryota, Fungi, Ascomycota, Dothideomycetes, Pleosporales, Pleosporaceae. The coding region runs from base 1 to 567 and encodes 188 amino acids. The transcript has a single exon.
AUGCAGCUUCAGCCAUCUCAGAAGCCCAAGGAGGAUUACAAGCAGAUGCACCAACUUUUCGGCCUGGCCAACCCAUCGCCCCUCGCAAGUCGCGACCACCGCGUCAAAAGCAGCCGCAAGCCCCCAAAUCGACCGCACCCGAUAUCGCCACUCGAACACACGAGGAUAUUGACAAUGGACACUACGAAUGCGCAAUCUGUACUGAAGAUGUCACAAGGCGCACCAAGGGUGUCUGGUCAUGUAGGACGUGUUGGACUGUUUUUCAUUUGGGGUGUAUCAAGAAGUGGUCAACAAAUGAAGGCUCGGCAGCAGCGCGACAGCAGACGCAAGAUGGAGAGACGCCUCCCCCAAGGCAGUGGCGCUGUCCCGGCUGCAAUUUACCAAAGGACACCCUUCCUAAGAACUUCCACUGUUGGUGUGAGAAGGAACUCGAUCCGCGAUCAACGCCUGGUCUGCCACCUUUCUCAUGUGGUCAGACAUGUUCACGACCCCGAGUUCUCCCCAAGCCUUGUCCACACCCUUGUGGAUCGACAUGUCAUGCCGGUCCUUGCCCGCCUUGCGGGUUGA